AUGGCGUCAACCUGCACCUCCAUCAACCUGAUGUACCCCGAGGGGAGUCUGGGCAGCGCCUCUAAUCCGGAGCAGUUUCGCGGCGACCAGGACUUUGAGAAGCUCAGAACCAAAUGCGUGUCGCGCAACAGGAAGUUUGUGGACACGAAAUUCCGUCCCAACUUCAACUCUCUUGGACUCCUUCCUGGGAUGACGAUGGAGGAGACUAAGAGGAUCAAAUGGUUCAGACCCAAAGAAAUUUUGGAGAUGUUGAACAUAAAGGAGGAACCACAGUUCAGCAUCGCUGGAGAAUCUCGCUUUGACUUUGCUCAGGGUUAUCUUGGAAAUUCUUGGUUUUUGGCAGCGGCUGCUUCGCUCACACUCAAUAAAAAAAUCAAGGACCAAGUUGUACCCAAGCAAUCCUUUGAUGACUACGCUGGGAUCUUUCACUUUCGGUUUUUAACUUCAUACAACUGCACAGUACAAACAUUUUGGAGGUACGGUAAAUGGGUGGAUGUGGUCAUUGACGACUUAUUGCCAGUUUACAUCAAUGGGUUCCUGUCUGUGCACUCCACACCAGUGACGGAGUUCUGGGCCCCUCUGAUGGAGAAGGCCUACGCUAAUUCUCUGUGGGACCAGGUGAGCGCAGAGGACCGAGCCAAGUGCACCAAGGACAACAAUGGAGAGUUCUGGAUGGAGUUGGAGGAUUUCUUCAAAGAGUUUUGCGUGCUCUCAAUCUGCUGUAAGAACCCCAACUUCAUGGACGGGGACCUGAGCGCUCAGUGGCAGCUGACGACCCAUGAGGGGGUCUGGGACACGGCCGGGGGAAAGAUCAGCUACGGAGUGGCGAACAGCUUCAGCCGAGAAACCUGCAUGGACUUCAUUGUUUACAUGCAUGCAAAGUCUGGUGAUCUGAUCAGUAUGAUGGACCUGGAAGAAUUCACGGCUCUCUGGGAAAAGUUGCUGAAAUACGAGAAAAUCUACUUGGAGGCUGACGAUAACUACAACGGCGUCCUGGAACAGGCAGAGCUGAACCAAGCCAUGAAAACUGCAGAAUUUCUUGGCCUUAAUGAUUCAAGCGGAUCAUUUGACAAAUUUCUGAGCCGUGCCUCAGCGGGAACUGUCAAGCUGACGGCGGAGGAGUUCUUUGACGGCUUUCUUUGA
Molecule: messenger RNA, 1143 nt
Organism: Knipowitschia caucasica
Lineage: Eukaryota; Metazoa; Chordata; Actinopteri; Gobiiformes; Gobiidae
Source: the annotation of a GenBank genome assembly